This is a messenger RNA of Chionomys nivalis (European snow vole), 7066 nucleotides long. It is a transcript of the gene Nsun4, whose product is annotated as NOP2/Sun RNA methyltransferase 4. Gene Ontology annotation, molecular function: methyltransferase activity. The record is from RefSeq and is a predicted model, not a curated record. The coding region runs from base 39 to 1184 and encodes 381 amino acids. Gene Ontology annotation, cellular component: mitochondrial large ribosomal subunit. The transcript has 6 exons. Gene Ontology annotation, biological process: rRNA methylation. Lineage: Eukaryota; Metazoa; Chordata; Mammalia; Rodentia; Cricetidae.
GCGGUUCCGGUCGGAGUUGUUUGACGUUGCCAGCUGACAUGGCUGCGCCCGUAGUAAGGAGUGUUCGGAAGCUGCUGAAGCUCGUGGACUUCACGUCGGUUCCGCGGAGACACCGAUAUAAGAAGAAAUGGGCUACCACAGAGCCAGAAUUCCCUGCCACUCGGCUUGCUCUGCAGAAUUUCGACAUGACCUACAGUGUACAAUUUGGGGAUCUUUGGCCCUCGAUUCGUGUUAGUCUUCUCUCAGAGCAGAAGUAUGGCGCAUUGGUCAAUAAUUUUGCUGCUUGUGAUAACGUGAGUGCUAAGCUGGAGCAGCUGAGUGCCAAGGACUUUGUGAAUGAAGCCAUCUCUCGCCAGAAACCAGAGCCUGAGAGUGGCCUCGCUCCCACUCCAUCCCCAGACUGCAGUCCAAACCUUCGAUGCUUUACUUUCUCCAGAGGGGAUGUCAGCCGUUUCCCUCCUGCCAGACUUGGCAGCCUGGGUCUCCUGGAUUACUACCUGAUGGAUGCUGCCUCCUUGCUACCGGUCCUGGCUCUUGGUCUGCAGCCUGGAGACACCGUGCUUGACCUGUGUGCAGCUCCUGGGGGGAAAACACUGGCCUUACUUCAGACAGGCUGUUGCCGCAAUCUUGCUGCCAACGAUCUCUCCACAUCCCGAACAGGCAGACUACAGAAAGUCCUGCACAGUUAUGUGCCCCAAGACAUCAGGGACGGGAAUCAAGUUCGAGUCACCUCAUGGGAUGGCAGGAAGUGGGGAGAACUGGAGGGGGACACCUAUGACCGGGUGUUGGUAGAUGUGCCAUGUACCACAGACCGCCACUCCCUUCAUGAGGAGGAGAACAACAUCUUCCAGCGCUCAAGGAAGAAGGAGCGACAGAUGCUGCCUAUGCUGCAGGCGCAGCUUCUCGCGGCUGGACUCCUUGCCACCAAACCCGGGGGCCACGUUGUCUACUCCACGUGCUCACUGUCACACUUGCAGAAUGAGUAUGUGGUGCAGGGGGCCAUCGAGCUCCUGGCCAAUCAGUACAGCAUCCAGGUUCAAGUGGAAGACCUGUCUCACUUCCGAAAGCUUUUCAUGGACACAUUCUGUUUCUUCCCAUCCUGUCAGGUGGGGGAGCUAGUAAUACCAAACCUCAUGGCCAAUUUUGGGCCUAUGUACUUCUGCAGAAUGCAUCGGCUGCCCUAGUGUCACCCUGUUGACUCUGUCGGGGGCACCAGAACAGUCGAGUGGCAGAGGCGCACUCCAAGGCCUGCCUCCCUCCUGUGGACAGCAGGAAGUAGGACCGCGGCCCAGCCGAGGAUGAUCAGCAGGUUUCUGACUCAGACUUCACUUCUAUCCUGUAACCUGCACUAAGGCCCCUGUUCCAUUAGGGACUUAGACAGAAUCGGUAAAUAAACCCAUAGUUUAAGCUGUAAACUUGGGAAGAAACAUUUAGCCAAUAAAGUUGUUGAAGUACUCUAGAGGUGGGCCUGUAGUUGGGGCCUUCAUGUCAGUCAGAGUUCUCCAUCAUGGUUCUCUGGGUAUCAGCCGAAGCUGCUGAGCAUGCUCCCCAGAGUGCCCAGCCCCUGCAUACAGCCCUCUCCCACUGGUGAGUCCCAUUUGGUCAGCCCACAGGCCCACCAGCCUCCCCAGUGUCUCCAUAUGGCACAUGCUCUAAUUUAAGGAAUAAGUAACUAAAACUGUUGAGCGUGGCUGGUAAUCCCCUUCAAAUGAGAAAGGUUUCCUAAGCUGAGUGCUUCUGGCCUUUCCUUCAGAUCACUGCAAAAGCUGCUUCUGGUACGUACUGUGUUUUUGUAUGUUUCUUCUUUUACAUCUUCACAUGACGGCAAGUGUUCUCUGAGUUCUUGUAUGACAGCUGUGGCACUGGUAGGGUGUGGUAGGACUAUGGGAAUGACUGGGCUUCCUCAUCUUAAAGUGGCCACCUUCUUCCUUUUACUUUUCAAGUACCUAGGAAUCUCCUGAUAUUUUAUUUCAGAUAUCUUAUUUUAUUUCUAAUCUUUUGCCUGCUCCAGUGUCUAAUCUUUGGCCCAUCUCUAAAUCCUUCUUCCAGUAUAACAGGGUUUUGGAUCACAGAUAGUGUUUUAGAGUGACAUUACAUAACACACCGACUUGCAUACUAGCAUGCUAGGUAUUUUGUAACAUUUAUUAAAAGAAGGCACCCUUUAGUGCCAGGGAAUAGUAAACAUUGCUUAUGGUCACCCAUGCACACAGGUAUGUAUGUAUGAAUAUUGCUUGGCUCUUCCUACUUUUUUUUCAAUUUUUUCAAUUUUUUCAAAUUUUUUUUUUUUUGUGUGUGUGUGUGUGUGACAUGGUUUCACUCUGUAGCCUUGGCUGCCCUGGAACUCACUCUCUUUGUAGACCAGGCUAGCCUCAAACUCAGAGAUCUACCUGCCUCUGCCUCCCGAGUGCUGGAACUAAAGGCUUGUGCCACUACCGCCCAGCUUUGAAACUCUUAAUAUUUUAAAGCUAUUUCCUUUUUUUAAAAAAUUCUUUUAGAUUUAUUACCUAUCUUUCAAAUUUAUUUACUCGCUGUCUUCCCACUUUCUUUAUCCCUUCUCUGUUGCUGUUCUUUUUGUCUUUCAUGCUUUUCUGCUAAUCCUUAUCUGGUAUUAGAUGUAUCCGUUGAGAAGGACAUUAGCAAAGGUUAAGUCAUCUCCCUUCUUGAGAUUUGUAUUAUAACUGAGGGAAGACCUUCCAGACUUUAAACCAAGUAAAGCUAGUAAGAUGGAAAUCCAAAGAACUCGGUUCAUUGUAGUAGGGAGCUGCGGGCCUCUUCCCACAGCCUGGCUCAUGGUUGCCUGGCUAGCUUAUGCCCCAAAAUAACGACACACAAACUCUAUUCUUUUAAACACUGCUUGGCCCAUUUCUGUUCAUGUAUGUAGCACCCCAAGGAGCGCUUACCGGGAAGAUUCUAGCCUACGUCCAUCCUGGGUCAGAGCUUCAUCGCAUCUGCCGGGGAGAGGGGAGCAUGGUGCAUGGCGUCUGCUCCAGAGAGCAGAGCUGUCGAGUCUGAGCUCACUUCCUCUUCCUCCCAGCAUUCUAUUCUGUCUACUCCACCCACCUAAGGGGUAGCCUAUCAAAUGGGCCAAGGCAGUUUGUUUAUUGACAAAUGACCUUCCUCCAUCAUUUCCCUUUUUUCUGUUUAAACAAAAAAAAAAAAAGGAAGGCUUUAACUUUAACAGAGCAAAAUUACAUAUAACAAAACAGUUAUCAAGUAAAAAUUACAAUAUUUACAUCUAUUUUAUCUUUAUCAUAACUAAGGAAAACUAUAACUAUAACUAUCUAUCUAUUAUUCAACUCCAUCAAAGACUCCAGAAGAAUACAAUAUUACCUAAGCCAACAAAAAGUAAGCAACUUCUAAACUCUAGAAAUGACAGAGACAUCUCACUGCCUGGACAGUCACCCAAAGUUCCUCUGUACCGUUGGGGCAUCCAUCUUCGGCCUAAAGGUCCAUAGUAUCCAGAGACGUUUCCAUGAAGCAGGAAAUUUAAAGGCAGUUCAGUCACUAUCUGCUGUGUCCUGCAGAAUGUCUCGCAGACUCUUUCAUGAAUCAGGAACCCCGAAAGAUCAUCUCACCUUUAGGCAAGUUCAGCAGUCCUCUCUCUGCGGGUUCUUUGUGUCCAGUUUAUAAAAUAGUCCAGGCAAGAGCAGUUUCUUGCCCAAAUGGCUAUCAAACUCCAUAAGGUGCCUCUUCGAUGCCCAUCUUCUUCUUGAAGUAGAUUGGUGUUGCCAGGAGCAGACGUGUCUCAUUGUCAUGAAAAACCCUAAGUUAUUAAAACAUUUAAAAUACCAUAUUCUGAGGUCUUUGAAAGAUAUGAUGAAUGCCUAUCUGAAAUAUAUGCAUGCACAUCUAGAAAAUCUAACAUGACUACAAACUUGACUAUUAUUAAUAAUUAUCCAUUAACAACCUACAUACAUUACAUUUUUAAAUGAACUACACAAUCACAAUACCUUAAUCAAGAUUAGAAAUACAUAUACAUAUAACAAAAUUGACCUUAAAUCUAAAUCACUAAAGCAAAAUCCAUAUCAAUGCAAAUUAUUCAUACCUAUAUCAUAACCCCCUUUAAAUGUAAAAGAACAUUUAUAAACAAUAUUUGGGGAUAUGGACGUAGUUAUUUCUCUCCAAACUGCUUCCUGCUGAAUGGGGGCGCUGUUAUUCGGGUCUUUUAUGGGAUAACCUGUCUGCUAGGUUCAUCUCAGUCGGCAGUUGAGCAAAGUAAUUUUUUGAAGGUGUUCACAGCAACCCUUCAGGAGGACGUGGUCCAUCAUACCAUAUUGUGAUAGAAGAAAUCCACAGCAUCUCAUCCUCUGUGAAAACAAAAGAAACUCCUUUCCAAAGCAUCAUGUCCUUAGAUUCAAAUUUUAAAGUCAAGGUAUUUUGAAAAUAUCUAUCUUGGAUUAGUAGUUCAGCAGCAUUUAUAAACAAAUAUCUUUUAGCAUCUGUUGCUCCUUCCUCAGCAUUCAAACAAUUCAAAGAGAGCAUAAUAGCAUAUAGUAUCAAGAUUCUCUGUGUAUUUUCCAUCUUUGUGCAGCUUUAUUUUAACUCUAUUUUGUUUACUUUUACUUUUAUUUUUUCUGUAUAUCUUCAUCCUGGAAUAACUCUUUAGACCAGGCUGUCCUUGAACUCUCAGAGAUCCGUCUGUCUCUGCCUCCCAGGCAUUGGGAUUAAAGGCGUAUGCUACCACCCCUUGAAGUCUCAGAGGUCAAUCUCCCUCUGCCUCCCAAGUCUUGAGAUUAAAGGUGUGUACUACCACACCCAACUACUUCCUUAUUUUUGUUUUUUUUUUUUUUACUUUUAAGAACUUUAUCUUUCAGCCUGCAUAUAUUUUUAAACACACUGUAAAUCAUUUAAAGUUUUCUUUGUCUUUGAAUCUCUCUUUACUGUGUAUCUCUCUUUUUCUGACCACAUGAGUCUUUAAUUUACCAAGCAAUAUCAGUAGGAUGAAAGCCGUGGCUUUGACGGCUGGAUCCAGCCAUUCCUUAGCUUUCCAGCCUCAUGGCGGAGAUACAAGCUGUAGCCAUGUUUAUCACCACAACUCUGUGGCGUUUCAAGGUCCUUGCCAGCAAACAAGCUACAACACUCAAAUGCUCUCUCUGUAGCUGACCUCCUGCCUCAGAGUCAGAGUUUGCCCUGGCAGGAUGGCCCACAAAGCCGGCAUUUUAAAACAGCACAACUUUUUUCCUGCUACGGCUGAAAACCGAAAAGCAUGCCUUCAGCUUUUCACCAACACCGUUUUAAGUGUUUCGUGGCAGGACCUCUUAAAUGACCUGCAAGGUUUCACAGCUGAAGCUGAGUCAGGAAGCCUCUCUUAGAUGAGAGCACUUGCUUGCCUCUAGCAAGCAGAGCAGACCCGAGAAAUUGCUGCUACCAAGAAAACACGCUUUACUCUAUUCUUUCCCAAGCUUUCUCAGGCUUUCUGUGGAUGCAGUUAUCCACGUGGGCGCCAUCUGUAGUAGGGAGCUGCGGGCCUCUUCCCACAGCCUGGCUCAUGGUUGCCUGGCUAGCUUAUGCCCCAAAAUAACAACACACAAACUCUAUUCUUUUAAACACUGCUUGGCCCAUUUCUGUUCAUGUAUGUAGCACCCCAAGGAGCGCUUACCGGGAAGAUUCUAGCCUACGUCCAUCCUGGGUCAGAGCUUCAUCGCAUCUGCCGGGGAGAGGGGAGCAUGGUGCAUGGCGUCUGCUCCAGAGAGCAGAGCUGUCGAGUCUGAGCUCACUUCCUCUUCCUCCCAGCAUUCUAUUCUGUCUACUCCACCCACCUAAGGGGUAGCCUAUCAAAUGGGCCAAGGCAGUUUGUUUAUUGACAAAUGACCUUCCUCCAUCAGUUCAUACUCUGGGUGGGACCCUUACCAACUUCUGCUCAUUACAUACAGUCUCCACCUGCUGUUUACUCUCAACUUACAUUGCUGAAGCUGAGAGACUUUGUGCCUCGGUUUCUCCCCAUUGGCUCUUGGAUGUCUAUCUGCUGCUAAUUGAAGGCUAAGCAGUAAACAUUGAGGAGAAAAGGGUCUGCUGGCCCUUGGAUCACAGUCUAAUUGAGGACAGACAGACUAGGUAAGAAAAACUGCUGUAUUAGGCAGGAUUUUCUAAAGGAACAGAACCAAUAGCAUGUGUAUGUAGACAUACAUAUAUAUGCACAUAUGUGUGCAUGUGUUUGUAGAUGUACAUAUAUAUGCACAUAUGUGCAUAUGUUAUAAAGGGGAUUUGUUGGAUUGGAUAGAGGCUGGGUAGUCUACCAGUAGCCAUGUGCACACUGAAGAGGCAGAAAACUAGGUUCCCAAGGACGCCUGAGCAGUCUGAGUCCAACACUGCAGUUUGGAAUCUUCCUGGAAAGUUGCUGCUGUUGAGUCAUUGUUGAAGAGCUAAUCAGUCUGAUGUCAGUGGGCAGCAGUAGCAGUAGGUGGUAUCACUGGAACAGAGAGACUUGCUGGCUGGAGGGUUGCCUUCUCCCUACUUAACUUCAUCAUCUGAGCAGUUUGCUCUUUCGAGGGUCCCACCUGUAUUCGUCACUGUUCCAUGGGCUAGUCCUCUCUGGAAACAUUCCUGUAGACAUACAGCUUUAUUUCCCCAGUCCAAGGCAUCUCUUAACCCGGUCAUGUUGAAACCUCAGACCCACGAUCACAACUACUUUGGAAAACAGUUUGUCUCCUGUAAUCGAAUAUAUACUGCCCUCUAACUCAGUUACUAUGGUGCUCAGGAUCAGUUCAAGAGAAACUCUUUUAUGCCCAUGCCCCUGCGAAGGAUGUUAUAGCAGUCCGUCUCACAAGCAAGAGUCUUGACAUGGUCCACGUGUCUCUGAGCAAGAAGAGGGUGAAUAAACUGGAUAUUCACACAAUGGAACACAUGAUGUAUGAUCUUAUUUAUAUCACCUUGCAAUCCACCAGUGCACUAUUUAAUUUAAUGAGUAUUAAUAAUAUAACCACAAUCCCAAGUGAUAUUGAAAAUAAUUCUUCUUCUUCCUUCCUUUUUUUUUUUGGUGUUUUUGGUUUUUCGAGACAGGGUUUCUCUGUGGUUUUGGAGCCUGUCCUGGAACUAGCUCUUGUAGUCCAGGCUGGUCUCGAACUCA